This is a messenger RNA of Loxodonta africana (African savanna elephant), 2179 nucleotides long. It is a transcript of the gene LRRC27, whose product is annotated as leucine rich repeat containing 27. The record is from RefSeq and is a predicted model, not a curated record. Gene Ontology annotation, molecular function: protein binding. The transcript is spliced from 10 exons. Lineage: Eukaryota; Metazoa; Chordata; Mammalia; Proboscidea; Elephantidae.
CAGGCCAGGGAGAAUGAGCAUGAGUCUCUGCAGCACCCCUAUCUCGUGGUGGACAGAUGGAGAGGAGCUGCACUUACCAAGUUCCCCACAGGGCUGCCGAUGACCUAGAGGAAGGUACUGGUAGAGUAAGGACCGAGUCUGCCUUCUCCUCCAGGGAUGUGCAUGGGAGCACAGCUGAGACGGUCGACUUCUCUUCCUUGCCGGUGUUAGACUUGAGUCAAAGUGGCCUCCACCACGUAGGAGAGGUCCUCAAAGUGCCCAACCUGAAACAAUUGCAUCUUCAGAGAAAUCUCCUCUGUGUGCUUCCUAAAGACUUCUUUCAGCUACUGCCGAACCUGACGUGGCUAGAUCUUCGGUUUAAUAGAAUUAAAGCUCUUCCCUCAGGGAUUGGAUUGCACAAGCAUUUGAAAACUUUGCUUUUAGAAAGAAAUCCUAUCAAAAUGUUACCUGUUGAGCUGGGGAACAUAAGUACACUAAAAGCACUGAACUUAAGACACUGCCCUCUGGAAUUCCCUCCUCAAAUUAUUUUGCAGAAAGGAUUGGUGGCUAUCCUGGCCUUCCUGCGGAUCUGUGCAACGGAGAAUGCCUCUACUAGGGAUUUUACUUCUAAAGAGACCUCAACAGUUACAAUGGCAAACGUACACGAGCCUCCAAAUUUACCUGAAGAACGUGUGUCUAACGAAGAAACCCUUAGUUCCGGGGAGCUGAAGGAGACACUGUUGAAAGAAAAGACAGGUUUUUUCCCACCUGUUGAAAAGCUAGACUUGAGUGAACUCAGAAAGUCCAACGACUCCCCAGAAGAUUGGCCGAGUGAGGAAGAAAUACGGCGCUUCUGGAAGCUGAGGCAGGAGAUUGUGGAGAACGAGGAGGCCGAGGUCCUCGCAAACCAACGGUUACAGGUUGAGCUGCCGCCCAACCUCAAGGCCGCACUCAAAACGAAGAGGAAAGAACACCCAAAAUCCAGACACACUUUCAGAAGGAAGACACUCUCCUUCAAGAGCACAUUGCCUGACCUCUCACCGUCGUACGAAACAGCGAUUCGAGCAAAAAGAGCUGAAGAGGGUCGCGUAGCAGCCCUCAGAGAACUGAGGGAGAAGCAGACUCUGAUGGAACAACGGAGAAGAGAUAAACAAAUACUGCAGGAAUGGAGAGAGCAGGCCUGGAAGAUGAAGAAGGAAAAGGAAGAACUCAGUAGACUCCAGCCUCCAAGGAGGAAUCUGGUAGAAUCAAAGAUUCCCUUUGCCACGGAUCUGACCAGUGAUGAGAAAACACCAGUGAAGCCACCAGGAAAAACGAAACAAAACAAGGAGAAGCCAUCACAAGCAAGUAAAGCACUGAGGGCCCGCCUGGGCGGGGAUCUGGAGGAGAAGAUCAAGCUGCACAUUCAGCAAAUCCGUGAGAGAAGGAAGCGCUUUGGAGGCGCAGCACCGCUGGAGGAGCUGCGGGCAGCCAUGCAGGACCUGGAGGUGGCCAGAAAGCUACAGGAUGAAGUAAUGAAACCAAAACUGGGCUUGAACUUGAGCAAAGAUCAUCAGUUCACAAUGUCCACUGGAAACCUUUCACUUCACUCACCCACAUCACAGCCUCAGAAUAUAUUUUUUAACAUGAAAUAUUAAGAAUCUGAAAAUGUUCACAAACACUAAUGAUGAAGUAUCAACUGUAUUGGUGAAAACAUCAAGUGUGAGGCGUUGGUUCAGCCUUUUUUCUUUCUCAGGUGUCAUCUCUUGCGUGAUGGAAGGGGAGCCAGGAAUUGGACGUUGUUAUGAUUUAUUUCACAGACAGCCGAUUGUUUUUUAAUAUAUUUAAUGUUGCUUUUUUUGAGGCUGUGAAGGGUUUAAGCUGCAUUAAAGGAAAGAGAAUACUGUCAACAAGCCAUGUCACUGUCAUUUCUAGCCUGUCCCCUCCACCAGUCUGACAGUCUGUCUGCCCCUGGCCUGGCCAGCCCUGGUCACUGCUUUGGGGUGUCUUGCAGCUAGAAAAGCACCCCCAGACCAGGCCAAGCAGCACAGGGGCAGUGUUCAGUAGACUCCGCAUGGCUGUGGCGUGGCCGAGGGGGCCAGAGGCUUUAGGGGCUUGGUUCAGGUAGUUUUCUGGGGCCAAGCCCAACAUUCAAGAGAAGGCCCUUCUCUGCCCCUGGCCAUGUUGGCUUUGGCCAGGGUCCCUCCUGAGCCCCUCUCUA